UGGAUGGCUUUAGUUCAUAUCGCCCCCUACUGUCCGGGAAACCACAAAGACGUUUGACAAGCAAUCUGUAUCUAAUUUACAAUAUUAGCCAAACGUGCAAAAACUCAAAAGACUAAAUUAGGGCAUAUCUUGAAGAACCACAGAUUUCAAGGGCAGCUGAUCCACUGAGCUGGUGGAAAUACCGAGCUUCCGUCUACCCCCGUUUCAUCAAAGUAAUGGAGAGUAUGCAUCGUAGCAACAUCUGUCCCGUCAGAGAGGGUGUUCUCAAAGACUGGACAAAUUGAAGUCUUCCAAUUUGAAGUACUGUAUUAAGUUUUGUUGACUGCAAAUUUAAAAGAAAGCAAGGAGUAGCUUAUGUUUGUUUUGUUCACUGCUGCUGUUGCAGUUAAUACUCACUAUUUUUGUUAUGAUGCAGCAUGUUUGAUUGUUGUCGGUUGAAGUUGAAUUUUGUUGCUUGUUUAUUGUUUGGAGCCUUUUUAAUGUUCAAUAAAAUAAGUAAAAAGCCAUUUCUUUGCUUGAUAAUUGUUGCUAUUUGCAAUCAGUAGAGUGCAAUAUUUAGUUCAAGUCAUUUAUCAAAAUGUAUGCUAAAUUUGUCAUAAAUAUUUAAAAGAAAAGCUAAAGUUAAAAGAGCCGUUUGAGAGCCAAAAAGAGCCGGCUCUUUUCACUGAGCCAAUCCAAAUGAACCGGAUCACCGAAAAUCCCAUCACUCGUUGGCGUUCAACAAGAAAGUAAACAAGCACCGCCGCUUUUAAGGCGACUGAAAAGAACGUGCAGCUACUGCGCUUAGCGGUCAUGACCAUGGACGUGACUUUUUUGGGGACGGGCUCGGCCUACCCGUCCCUUCACCGCGGCGCCUCAGCUCUGGUGCUCCGCAGCGAGGGCGACUGUUGGUUGUUUGACUGCGGGGAAGGGACGCAGACUCAGUUGAUGAAGAGCCACAUACGAGCCGGUCGCAUCAGCAAGGUGUUCAUCUCUCACCUUCACGGCGACCAUCUGUUCGGUCUUCCGGGCCUCCUCUGUACUAUCAGUCUCAACUUGACCUCCGACCCCCAGCCUGGCGUCAAAUGUGUGGACGUGUUCGGGCCCCGCGGCCUUCGCCAUUUCUUGCGGGUGACGCUGGGCCUGACCGGCUCGCAGCUGCUCUUCCCUUACGCCGUUCAUGAACUGGAGCCCACACAAGACCAAAGUCCAGAGGAGGGUCAGCUCAGUCUUGAGAUGACCACAGAGCGCGGUCCGCCACUCCCUCAGGAGCUUCCUGGCAGAAAUAUCUCAUUGGAUGUCUUGUCCGACACUUACUUGCUGUUUGAAGAUGACAAGUUUGUGGUGAAAGCCUUCAGGUUGUUCCACCGUGUUCCCUCUCUUGGAUUCUGCGUACACGAACGCGACCGACCUGGAAGGCUCAAGACAGAACGACUCCAACAACUCGGUCUGAAACCAGGUCCUCUGUAUGGACGCCUCAAAGCGGGUCACCAGGUCCAACUGGAAAACGGGCGAGUCAUUUUACCUGGUGAGGUUGUGGAAGAGAACAUCCCCGGGAGGAAGGUUUGCAUCAUGGGGGACUGCAGCUCGGUACUGGGCGGCGGUCUCGCCAUCUGCCAGGGGGCCGACCUGCUGGUCCACGAGGCCACCCUGGGGGAAGCGCAUAGGGACAAGGCGGUGGAGCACGGGCACAGUACGCCCGGGAUGGCGGCGACGUUGGCGCGAGCCUGCGGGGCUCGGAGAUUGGUCUUGUAUCAUUUCAGCCAAAGGUACAAACCUGAAAAACUGCGCGGCGACGGAGACGACGACGUCUCAGAGCUCCGACUUCAGGCCGAAGAAGUUCUGCGCGACGGCGAUGUGGAAGUCAUUCUGGCCGAGGACUUUCUCACAAUCGACAUUCCUCUUCGCCGAACUAAAUCGUCGCCGUGAGAACGAUUCCAAUUUCGAAAGGCACGAGCGGCUGAUUUGAUGAGGAAGGCAAACGUGUUCUUCAAGAAUAAAGCUGACUUCUGAUUGACAUUUUCAGAAAGUCACUCGAACAAAAA
Molecule: messenger RNA, 2024 nt
Organism: Hippocampus zosterae (dwarf seahorse)
Lineage: Eukaryota; Metazoa; Chordata; Actinopteri; Syngnathiformes; Syngnathidae
Gene: elac1
Product: elaC ribonuclease Z 1
Exons: 5
Coding region: 793-1908 (371 amino acids)
Cellular component (GO): nucleus
Molecular function (GO): 3'-tRNA processing endoribonuclease activity
Source: RefSeq, a predicted model, not a curated record